AUGUUUUUAAGUUCAUGGGAUUCGUGUGUGCCCCACUGGGGUGGGCGGCUUGGCGUGCGCCCUCGGCGGUUCUUGGCCGUGCGCUGCUUCCUUGAAGGCGCGCGCUCGGCGGAGCUGCCACGGUCGGCACGCCUGACGGUGGUCCGGGCUGCAUGCGCCUCCGCCCUCCUCGCGCCCCUCCCCCGCGUUGCCACCGAAUCCUCCUCUUCCUCCUCCUCCUCUGUGGCCGUCCCAGCGCAGGCCGAGACCUGUUGCGUGCGUCGCCUUGCGGCUGCCUCUCUUCGUUUUAAGAUGAACAUCGUACCAGGCGGUGCGACCCACGCUUAG
This is a messenger RNA of Prorocentrum cordatum, 327 nucleotides long. The record is from the annotation of a GenBank genome assembly. NCBI's taxonomy places the organism in Eukaryota, Dinophyceae, Prorocentrales, Prorocentraceae.